This is a messenger RNA of Suillus paluster, 1502 nucleotides long. RefSeq names its product ubiquitin-conjugating enzyme/RWD-like protein. Gene Ontology annotation, biological process: protein polyubiquitination. The record is from RefSeq and is a predicted model, not a curated record. Gene Ontology annotation, molecular function: ubiquitin conjugating enzyme activity. The transcript is spliced from 5 exons. Bases 376 to 1287 code for a protein of 303 amino acids. Gene Ontology annotation, cellular component: nucleus. Lineage: Eukaryota; Fungi; Basidiomycota; Agaricomycetes; Boletales; Suillaceae.
AUCAACGGGAAGCCAUUCCCGGAACUUAUCGACGGAACAUCGACGGAACAUUCCAUAAUCUCCCGAUGGGCCCUGUCACCGCAAAUCCGAGCAGCGCACGACGGAACAUGACCGGAACAAACAGGGUCGAUAUCCAUCGGUUGCACAGACUUAUCGCAAAGGAGGUCAAUAUAGGCCGAGGUAGCGCGUUAGUCCUAUUCUAUGCGGGCCCGGCGAGUGCACCGUGUGGACGCCGACGAGCAAAUGUGGCUGCCACAGCGCUUAUGUAAGUGAGUACUAUGAUGAGGACUUGUCAGUCACACGCGAAAGUGCCACUAUGUUUGGAACUGGGUGUUAUAAGUAUUCUACAACUCAUCUCUCUUUUCCACAAACAACAUGCCUCCAGCUCUCUCCAAUGCCAUGACUAUAAAGCGCAUCCACCGGGAGGUCGCAGAUGCCAAGAAGGAGGACCUGGGUCCCAUCCUCCUCGCGCCUUCCACCGACAACCUCUUUCGCUGGGCAGGUACCAUCCCUGGACCCCAAGGGAGCCCGUAUGAAGAUGGCGUAUUCAACAUUGAUAUCCAGCUAGCGAACGACUAUCCUUUCUCGGCGCCAAAGGUCACUUUUGCGACCCGGAUAUACCACAUGAAUAUAUCCGACAAGGGCAACAUAUGCAUUGAUAUUCUCAAACAGAACUGGUCGCCUGCGUUGUCCCUGUUCAAGGUCAUGCUCUCCCUCUCAUCCCUUCUCACAGAUCCCAAUCCGCAAGAUCCUCUCGUUCCCUCCAUCGCAACCGAAUAUGUCCGAAAUCGCGCACAGCAUGACCGCACUGCCCGGAGGUGGACAGAGCUGUAUGCCCGAUUGCCCGCGCCCGCACCAACAUCCAUUCCAUCCACGUCUACAUUCUCCGUCCCUGUUCCCGUCCCCGUCCCCGUCCCCUCCUCCAGAUCUACAUCCACAUCCACACCUUCAACCUCAAUCUCUACAACUCAAACUUCUGGAUCCGGUAAGGGCAAAUCCCGUGCCCCAACCAAUCAACCUGCGCGUGGCUCAGGCUCGUCGAAUGCUCCUGCAGAGACAAUUGAUAUUUCUGACUCCGACGACGAAUUACUGCGACCACCCCUCACGCGUAAGCGUCCACGCGGCUCUUCCAAUGAAGUGGACAUCGAUCUUGUGGAGGUAGAGCACCGUGCAACCAGACGCCGGCGGACAGGUGGGGGUGGGAGUGUGGUUCCGAGUGUCUCUAGAAGCUCCAGAGGAAGUGAGAGUACUGUAAAAGCUGGGGAAGUCAUUAUCAUUGAUGAUUAGUACUUGGGUGUGAUGUUGAAUCCUUCGUCAUUUACUCCUGUUGCUAUAUACUGUCUCGGAAGUUUCGUUCCUCGGUUGCAACUUCCUGAUGAAGUUUCCACAUCUCAGUGUCAGCAUCUGUUAAGUGGUUGUACCUACCUAAAUAUUACAAGAAUCAAUCUGACCAGUGCCUCUGAGGAAGAUUCUUCUCAGGAAUCAGACUGGUUGACUUUCAG